Messenger RNA from Toxorhynchites rutilus septentrionalis, 2654 nucleotides. It is a transcript of the gene Acsf3, whose product is annotated as malonate--CoA ligase ACSF3, mitochondrial. Gene Ontology annotation, biological process: fatty acid metabolic process. The transcript is spliced from 3 exons. Bases 366 to 2327 code for a protein of 653 amino acids. The record is from RefSeq and is a predicted model, not a curated record. Gene Ontology annotation, molecular function: medium-chain fatty acid-CoA ligase activity. Lineage: Eukaryota; Metazoa; Arthropoda; Insecta; Diptera; Culicidae.
UUUGUUCAUCUCGUAUUUAACCGGUAUGUCAGUAGGCAGAAAUUUCGCUACUCUUUAUCCCAGUUUCGCCAUCAGCGUUUGAACAUGCUUUUUAUGUUGCCUGAAAAAGACUGAUAAAAAUAGCAAGCCAGAAGUUAACAUCGCUCGAUAAAAUUUCGCUACAUUCAGGGAAAAGGUGUUGAUUCCAGAAAAAAAAGUUCGUUAAACAAGUGAAACAUCCGGCUACGUCGGAGAAAACUGAUAUACGGCUAUCUGCGAUCCGAAUGAAAAUAAAAAAGUGAUUGAAAAAAAUUCAAUUCAUUUAUUAUCUGCGGCCCCUCCUUUGCCAAACAUUUACAAACGCAAUCAAGUGCUUCUAAACUAGGAUGUCUCGAUUUUUGCUGGCAAAAAGAUGUGGAGAUGUACUGAGUGCAUUUGGCGGAGGUUCUAUUUUCACUAGAAGGCAUCCGAUUACACAAUAUACCCGAGCGCUUUCGACUCAGGCUGGAAAAAUACAACGUCCCACGGGCGGAAUAGACCAGUGUCUGCCAGCAGAUCCGGAAGCAGUACAUGCUGACCUUCACCAACGAUUGGCGAAACUAUUCGACGAAGAAAACAAACGAAACCUGAUCGUGCCAUCAUUCAAGCGAGCACUUCUUCACGGAGAAAAGUCCGCUUUAAGAGAUCAAACCGGCGAUUACAGUUUCAUCCAGAUAUAUGAAGCAGUGAAACGUUUAGCUUUGCAGAUUUCCAAUUCUUGCGGCAGUGCUUCACAGUCGCGAGUAGCGUUCGUCUGCCCCAAUAAUGUGACCUACCUUAUCAGUCAAUGGGCGUGUUGGUUCUCUGGACAAAUCGCCGUUCCUUUGAAUCCCAAGUACCCCCAGGAUCUGCUGGAAUACUACAUCAAAGACUGCGAUGCAUCGUUGCUGAUUGCAACACCCGAAUUUCAAAACAUCACUCAACCUUUGGCUACAAAACUUGACAAACGUUUGUUGCUAGUUCACCAUGAUUUGUUGAAGACUGAAAGUAAACAGACCGAGGAGGAAGUGUCCUAUCUUGACCCCAGGCGGGAAAAUUUGCUUCAGCUGAAUGAAACUCUAGUGGUGGAGGGUUGUCUAAACGGAGAAUUUUAUCGCGACGCAAAUGCGUUGAUUUUGUAUACAUCUGGAACGACUGAUAAACCGAAAGGUGUGGUCCUGAGUUAUGCUAAUCUGGAUGCACAGUUUGAAGCAUUGUCGCAUGCCUGGCAGAUGAAUGGAACCGAUUCGGUGCUCCAUACGCUUCCAUUGAACCAUGUCCAUGGAACAAUUAAUGCAUUGAACUUACCGCUCUCGGUGGGCGCGAAAUGCGUGAUGUUGCCUAAAUUUGACAGCAGCAGUGUAUGGAGCUAUUUAUUGAACAUCAAUAUGACCACCAAGGAAAGAGUAAAUGUUUUCAUGGGUGUUCCCACUAUGUACGGCUUGUUAAUCAAAGAAUACGAUAAUGUUUUUAGCAAAAAUGCUCGAAUGUGUGACUACGUGAAGACCCACUGUAAGAACAAAAUCAAACUUAUGGUGUCUGGUUCGGCACCCCUUCCGGGUACUAUUUUCGAUAGAUGGCAAGAAAUCAGUGGUCAUAAUCUUUUGGAACGAUAUGGAAUGACUGAAAUUGGAAUGGCGGUUUCGAAUCCAUUCGUUCAAGAUAACACAAGACUCCGUAAGCAGGGUUGCGUUGGGAUGCCUCUUCCAGGUGUUAGCUUGAAACUUGUCGACAAGGAAAGCAACAACGAACUGCAUUUAAACGGAGUGGCUAAUGAAGGGUACUGGGCUAGCUCGCCAGAUGCAAGCAGUCAAACAUCAUCAGAUGAAAAGUCAAUAGUUGGACAAGUCUAUGUGAAGGGAAAAUCUGUUUUCCGAGAGUAUUGGCAGAAACCGGAGGAGACGAAGUCGGAAUUUGAGGACGGUUGGUUCAAAACAGGCGAUACCGCAGAAUAUGCCAAAGGCACCAUCAAACUUUUGGGUCGCACUUCAGUGGAUAUAAUAAAAUCGGGCGGCUUCAAACUGUCCGCGCUUGAAAUUGAAACUGCCUUACACGAGCAUUCCGAUGUCACCGAUGUUGCUGUGGUAGGCCUCCCCGAUGAAACGUGGGGAGCUCGAGUGGUAGCUAUCCUAUGUGUAAAAGAUGCCGAAACGUUCAGCAUUCCACUUUUGCUCGUCUGGCUCGAGCAGAAGCUGCCAAAGCAAGCUAUACCGAAGGAAGUAAAACUUGUCCCAGAAAUUUCACGCAACGCAAUGGGUAAGGUUAACAAGAAAGAAUUAAUUCUUCAACUGUUCAGUGAAAAACAACACAACCAGGAUGCAGUAAAGUAAGCUAGGGAGGACUUUAAUCUUGUUUACUUUAUACGUGUUCCACACUCUUAAUUUAUUAGGUAUUCGAUACUUAUUUUCGUUAUUAGUGAGAGAAUCGGAAUGAGCGAUCUGAUGAAUUCAUUCUACUAGUCAUUAGUAUCUGACUGGACUCCGAACGAAACGAUACGCAUAUAUCCAAAUCUACGGAUUGUAUCAAUGUGUAAGCUUAUGUACUCCUUAAUUUUUGCACAGAAUAAGACAAUUUUGUCAGGUUUACAACAUAUAUCUAGCGAGUAAGUUACAGCUAAUAAAAUUCGAAGCAUUCACUUAUCAUAGUUUAAAACCUAA